This is a messenger RNA of Rotaria sp. Silwood1, 231 nucleotides long. NCBI's taxonomy places the organism in Eukaryota, Metazoa, Rotifera, Eurotatoria, Philodinida, Philodinidae. The record is from the annotation of a GenBank genome assembly.
AUGUUAACUGUAACAACACUUGGUGUUGAUACAAAACCAUUAUUAGCUGGUAUUGGUAUAACUGGUUUUUACUAUUGUAAACCAUUUGUUCGAGAAUGUAGAAUUAAAAUUCAUGGUAGUGCUGGUGGAAUUGAAGGUCUUGUUUAUCUUAUUGAUGUUAGAUAUGUUCAUUUAAAAACAAAAGAUCGUAAGUUAUUCAUUCUUUUUUUUAAAGAUAAUAUUCAUACGUAG